Labeo rohita (rohu) is the source of this 6273-nucleotide messenger RNA. RefSeq lists its product as uncharacterized. The record is from RefSeq and is a predicted model, not a curated record. Lineage: Eukaryota; Metazoa; Chordata; Actinopteri; Cypriniformes; Cyprinidae. The coding region runs from base 181 to 5406 and encodes 1741 amino acids. The transcript has 23 exons.
AGGUCCGCUCUUGGCGGCGGCGCGGCUCCGGAUCGUUUAGCCGUGUGAUGUUUGCUGAAUGGGCUAAACAUGGCGGAAACUCUCGCGUCUACUCCGGUUCUUGCUGUCUCUCGAUCCCACUGCAGAAUAAGUUUGUUAUGAAGUUUCCCAGAGGAGUUAUUAUGGAAACAUUGGAGUCAGAUGAGAGACCGUAAAACUCCGGUGAAGAUGAACAGCGGACGCGCAGAGUUCCGGGGCUCCCCUUCAUCCCUGCCCGCAGAUCACGUGCUGAGCUCCGGUGCGGUCAUAUUCCCCGGUGUCUUUGACCAGCACGGAUGUCCCCUGGUUGUGUUUCCUGUGGAGGCUCAAUGUAAACUAACAGAGGAGCUGAGCAAAGAGGAGGUGUCCCACUUCAUACACUACUGUCUACGGCUGCACAAUAUAAGAGGCGAGGAGAGCCUGGUGUCUGUGGUUGUUGAUUUGAGGCAAGCCAACCUCGCCAUCGCACGCUUCAUCGCUGAAACUCUUCUGUUGCUGGAGUUUUCCAGAAGGAUCAUCCAUUCUGUGUAUAUUGUUCAACCAAAGAAGAAAGAUGUCCUGAAGCAACUGGGGAAACUCCUGACACCAAAUGGCUCCAAACAGCACAGACCAGUCCUCUUUAAACGCAUCUUCCUCAAAGAGGUUUUUGAGCUGUCCAACUACAUUGACAGAAGCCAGUUAACGUCUGGUUUGGGUGGAUACCUCAUAUACUGCCAUAACAGCUGGGUUGCCUUUGUCAAGGAGAUUGACUCGUUUGUGCAGGAGUUCCUGUUGGUGGUGAACAGACUGCCAUCCUGCAUCUCGACUCUGCAGUCGCUCUCGAAACGUCCCGUCCCUGCAGACUUGGAGCGGCUGCGGGAGUUUUGCUGUGUGAAUGAGGCGCGCUUCCAGCAGCUCAGGAGGGAUCUUGGUUUGGAUGACUUGUUGAAGCAGUGUGAGGGUUUGUUGGAGAAACUGCGUUUCCCUGAGAAUGAGCCCUGUUUUCAUGCUAUGGCUGGAACGCUCCUCUACACGCACACCGCGCUAGAGAUGCUUCAUAACUACAACCGGAUAACCACAGCGGUGGAGAAAGUGGAGUUGCUGUGGCAGCAGGCCUUUUCCAGAGCCCAUGUCCAACUGCAGGUCCUCCGUCUGCAGAGAGAGGCUCAGCAGAUACAGGAGCAGAUGGUGGCCCUGCACAGGGAGAAGGUUCAGUCCUACAGGACUGAAGUGGCUAAAGACGCACACAGGGCCGAAGAGCUGCGGCUGGAGUUUGAGACUUCAAUAUACACUCAUGCAAUGGCGCUGGUUCGUCGUGCUGAGGACGUCGUCCACACUUUAGCGGAGACCGUUCCAUUAAGUGAGAGGAAGCCUACGGAGCCGUGGGUGGAGGAUUUGUCCAGAUUAAAGGAGAACCUCCGCUCUGCUGUUCAACAUCUGCAUCAGACUCUGAGGAUCGUGUCUGACUUCCAUCACACCUACAACAGAUGUAAGAACUGGUACAGCCUAGUGCUCCGCGAGAGCCUCCUGCAGGAGCUGCUGUGGAGUGGACAUUGUGAGAUGAGCAGUUCCCCUGACCUGCGAUCCGGCCUGUCCAGCUGCCGACGAGGAGUCGAGGCCUUCCUCAGGAGAAACCCCUGCCCAGAGGUGCAGGAGCUGGUGAAGCUGGCACAUCUCUCUAAUGUUAUAACGGACCCUCCCGUUCGGCAUACCGGCACACAGUUGUCUCACAGAUGCAUGACUCUGAGGAGACUCUUGACCUCACCUGGUGCUGUCCCUCUUCAUGACCUUCAGCUUGCCCUCCAGUGGCAGUAUGAGUACCUCAAGGGCCACCAGAAGACCUCUGGCAUCACUUCCCCUGAGGAUGAGCGCAUUACCAGCAGUCUGGCUCCAGACUCGGCCGCUCAUGCGGUUUCUCAAUGUGAGAGCUUGUGUGAUUUAUCCAAGUGGCCUUCUGUUGCCGACUGUCAUCACCAGAUCUCAUCUGCUUUGGGAUCGGCUGCAGGCAAACCUCCAUCACUUAGCUCCUUUGACUCUGGUUUUGAUGGAGCGGGUAGCAGUCACUUGGAUGGCAGGAGUAGAAGAGAGCUGCUCCCUAGGAUUCUAGUAAAUGGAGACUCUGGAGACAGCGGCUUUAAGUCGAAACCUCUUCGUGGACAGAUUCAUGGGGAGAACAUUGUUAGCGUGUCUGAUUCUGAAGAUCAGCGUGAGGAUCUGGGAUUUAGUUUAAAGAGGGACUCCACUCAUGCCAGUAUUCAGAUUGUUCCCAAAAUAACCUCAGACUCUCUGAACCUUGAGAUCAAGGUGAAGCGUUCUGCUACGCUACCCAAGAACCCCUGGCUGAGCCUCCCAAUAGAUGAUCUGGAGAGCUCUUAUACGGUCACCAUUACGCCCAGCUCUUCCAACACGCGGAGGGACACGAGGAGCCCCAGCUUCUCUGAGUGCUCAGACCAGGCACGAGAUCGGCCUGCGCAGACUGAUAACCUGGGAUCCGCUCGCAGUCAGCAGCACAGGAGUCAGGACAGCUUUGAGGAGUUGGAGCUGAAUCCCAUGGGAAAUGUUCUGUCUAGUACCUUAACGGAUAAUGAGGACAAGCCCAGCAGCACAGUGGAUGGAGAUCCUUCUCUUCUCUGGGACACGUUUGAUCUACACAACCUCAGACGGGACUCCUAUGAAAGGUUGGAUGCGUCUCUUGGUGACUGGGUUCAGAGAGAGCAACAAGAGCUGAAAGAGGUGGAGGAGACUUUAGACCGAGCAGCUGAGAUACUGCAGGAGGAAGAGAAUGUGCUUGCACAGGAAGUGGUCUUGGAUGAACUUUUGAGAUCAGAGGACCUGCACAAACACUGGCCCUUAUGGACUGAAGGACACCAGCACAGUAUGAUGUCCCCAAGAGAGCUGGCCGAGUCUGGUGUGAUUGGAUUGGACGAUGUCCUUCAGAGUGACCUCACUUCCCUAGACUCUGAGACUAUGAAAUCUAGUGAGAUUUGUGAAGAAGACUCUGAUGCCUCAGGAUUAUCCCAUAAAAGUCCAUCCACGUGUGAAGGGCCUGUGCAGCUGGACACUAGAUGUACUGUGGUACACCGAAGUGGAAUUCUUCGAGAUCUUAGAGACAUUGAAGUUCUUGAGGAGCAAAUUAGGGAGGAGCACUUGAAACUCGAGGCACUGCGCUGCACAGAAACUGAAAGUCUUGAAUCUGAGGAGCCGACGCUGGAUCACGUCACCACACGCAGCUCCUGCAGAGAGAGGAGGAUGUUCCUUCAACAGCUGGAACAGGAGAAACAGGAAGUGGAGAAGAUGGAGAGAAACCUGAGCAGAGAAAUUAAGAAAGUGAACAAGGUGAAGAAGAGGUCGAACAAAGGGCGCAGAGUUGUAAAGUGUUCGGUCAUGGAGAGGAACUCAAAGCUGAAAAAUCUAGAUGAUGAGUUGAGGAAGUGUAGGCUCCAGCAGCAGCAGAGUCCUGAAUCACUUCCAGACUCCGAUGAAACUCCCCAUACAGACACUGAGAAGACCACUUCUGAUUUGAUUUCAAACGCAGAGGAGUGCACCCGUCCAAAUCAAGCUGAAGAUGCUGAGCUCACAGACUCUACUUUGACUUCUGAGCCUGUGAGUUCAAAAAGCCAGCCUGUUUCUGCCACGAGCCUCGGAUGUCCUGCAGCUACUGACUCUGAAUUCCUUCAGGAUGUCCAGUCUUGUCUUGGUGAGCCUGAUGCAGAAAGCAUUUUGUCUGAGACUGGGAAACUGGAAGCCAUGGACUCCAGUGAUAUCCCAUCGCACCUGGCCAGCACAAACGUCCAUGCUGAGCUUUCAGGAGAUGAAACGUCUUCCUGCGGCUGUACAGAUGGAGAUCCUGCUGUGGAUCAAGCAGAGCUGAAGAGCGGUGAAGCUUAUUCGACUCAGGAGAGUGAUGACGUACAAGGUGCGUUUGAUCCUGGAGGCAUCUCGAUCACUCCAGUGCCCACACCACGAAGGGUGGUUCAGAAUGAUAGUGUUUGUAAUCAAGAGAAGAGACACGCAUCAGACUCUGAAGCGCAGGUGGAAUCAGGGUUGUCAGUCAUUUCUUCAAAGCUCAUGCAGAACAAUAACAACAACACGGCAGUGCUGUGCAGUAAAGAGGUGCCAAAGAACUCGUGCUCCUCCACGGUAAUGCCUGAUGACUCCAGGUCUCUGGUGGUGACUGGGCCGUGUGUGGGCAGUGAUGGGGUCUAUGAUGGUGGAGGAUCCAUGAGAGCGGCCUGUGGAUCUACACUCAACCAGCUGCAGCUCCACACGUCCACCAGACAGAUGAGUGAUUAUAAAACACCCAUCAUACUGGACACAGGCUCUGGUCUGAUGAAGGCUGGAUUUGCAGACCAGGACAUUCCAACUACUGUGUUCCCCACAGUCAUCGGGCGUCCCAAAUAUGAGGAAGUAAUGAACGGCAGUGUGGACAAAGAGCUGUAUGUUGGGCAUGAUGCGCAGCACAUGAGAGGAGUGCUAACCCUGAAAUAUCCCAUAAGAAACGGCAUUGUGAGCAACUGGGAUGAGAUGGAGAUGAUCUGGCAUCACACGUUCCAGCAGCUGUGUGUGUCUCCUGAGGAUCAUCCGGUGCUGCUGACCGAAGCUGCCAUGAACCCGCUGCAGAACCGCCAGCGCAUGGUGGAGCUGAUGUUUGAGGCCUUCAGCGUCCCGCUCACGUUUGUGGCGGUGCAGGCUGUUCUGGCGCUCUACGCCUCGGGACGAACAACCGGUGUGGUUCUGGACUCUGGUGACGGCAUCAGUCACAGUGUUCCUGUGUUUGAGGGUUACUGUCUGCCUCAUGCCGUGCAGCGCUUUGACCUGGCCGGAUCCCACGUCACCCUACAGCUCCAGAAGCUGCUGCUGGAGCAGGGUGUGUGUUUGCGCACAUCUGCAGAGCUGGAGAUCGUGCGCGAGAUGAAGGAAAGAUGCUGCUGUGUGGCACUGGAUUACGACGCCGAGCUGAAGAACACAGAAACCUCUGCCUCAGAGGUGCACUACACUCUUCCUGAUGGAGGGAUCGUCUCACUAGCCACUGAACGCUUUAGGGCACCUGAAAUCCUCUUCAGGCCGGAACUGAUCGGACGAGAUCAUUAUGGGAUGCACGAGAGCGUGUUCAGAUCCAUCCUGCAGUCAGACAUCGACUUGCGGCGCAGUUUUGUGGGAAACAUCCUCCUGUCAGGUGGGAACACGAUGCUGUCGGGCCUCCCCACGCGCCUGCAGCAGGAGAUCAGGCUCAUGUGUCCCGCGGAUCUGAGCACAUGCGUGCGGGUCAGCAGCCCGAGCGAUCGGGACUUCUCCGUGUGGUGUGGAGGAGCGGCGCUGGCCAACAUGCCCGACCUCUGCAGUGCCUGGAUCAGCGCUGACGAGUACGAGGAGUUCGGCCCGCAGAUCAUUUUCAGGAAGUGCUUCUGACCCAGGACUGAUCUUAAAACGUUUUUAACACUUUUAGACAGGGUGUUUUUUUUGUUUGUUUUUGGUGCUAUAGAGUGCAGUAGAGUCCAUUAAUAGUGCCAAGUGUUGAUGUGAGUCUUUUAGGACUCUUUUAGAGCCUGUAUGUUCAUGUACUGAGUCUGUGUUUUUAGAUUCCAAGAGAAAAAUGACCCUUUUAAGCUCAACAUGAAGAGCUCUUCACACUUCUAACUGGUUGUAUCAAUCAGAUUGUUUGUCUCUUUGCCACUUAAUUAUAAUCUAAACAAUUAAUUGUCUAAUAUGUAAAUUUAUUUGUUUAAUAUAUCUAUGAGAUAUUAAUGUGACCUUUUGAGUGUUCUGAUGCUUUUCAUGAGGCUCAUGUUGCAACUAUUACUUGCGUCUACAAUCAUUACAUCAAUGAAUCCGGUUGACAUGAGGCUUCACUGUAUUAGACGCAUGACAGAUCCUUUCCUCCAUAUGUGUUUCUCAGCUGUUCCUCAGACACGUCUGUGUUUCUCUGCUGUGUUUUGAUUUGCUGAGAAGGUUUGAGCUGAUUUGCAUGAAUCUCACUUCACACGUCUUUUCGUUUGUAUUUUCACUUGGGUUUUUGUUUUAUCUGAGGCGGUUUUGAGCUGCAUAUGGAUCUGUCAGUCUUUGGCCUCAUGCAGCACGUCUGUUGAUCUCUGUGAGGUUUGCUGUUGUUUACAUGUUCAUUAGCUGCUCAAUCCUAAUAUGUCUUCAGCGGUUUAACGCGCUUCGUAUGUUGCUCAAUGUAUUUGCCUUGAAUGCACUGUGAUCCUGGCACAUGUUUAGCAUCAGUGUCUGUUAACUGGGUAAUGUCUGGAACUUUUUACAAUAAAUAUGACUUCU